Molecule: messenger RNA, 1567 nt
Organism: Condylostylus longicornis
Lineage: Eukaryota; Metazoa; Arthropoda; Insecta; Diptera; Dolichopodidae
Gene: Ripalpha
Product: RIP-like protein
Exons: 2
Coding region: 881-1534 (217 amino acids)
Biological process (GO): protein import into nucleus
Cellular component (GO): nucleus
Source: RefSeq, a predicted model, not a curated record
UCAAAUUGUUUUGACAAUUUGAUUAUUUUAGUAACAUUAAAGGAGACUUGGAAGAGAUUUCUUAAAAGACGAAGAAAUAUGAAACUGAAAUAAAACUUUAGGUACAUUUAUAAUCUUUUUUAGUAAAAGUCGGAAUAAAACAUUUCGUAGUAAAAUUAAAAUUAAAUAUUUUUCUAGAUAAUCCUUAAAAAGAGAAAAAGCACAAUUUUUAUUUGCAUAAUCCACUAAUAAAAUUCAACGAAAUAUAAAACUUUUAUAAUACCUACCCUAUACAAUUUUUACCGCAGCACUUAAGCGUUGAAGUGUCAUGUCAAGAUCUAAAAAAACCUCAUUCAACAACCAACAGGUCAAUUUUCAUUAUUUAAACAAUUAUCUUGCACGGAAUACCUAUUUAAAAUAUCUACAGUCGAUGCAAUUAUAAAACGUCCAAAAAUAUAUAUAUUCCAUCUGGAUAUUUGAUUCUUGAAAUGAACUUGUCACUGCGACGCACUUAAGUGAACCGAUAUGAUAUAUGAUUGACGUUUGUGUGAAACGUCAAAAACAAUUAAAAUAACAUUUUAGUUAUUUAAUUGUUUAUUUUUUGUUGAAUUUUCGGCAUAAUAAAUUUCCUUUAUUAUAGUAAUAAUUUUUUAUUUUAAUAAAUUUUUUAAAAAAUAUAAUGACUUCGACAUUCUUACUGAAUAAAAAAAUAUCGAUUAAAUAAAAAUAAUAAGUUUACAAUCACAUACAAGUGAUCGCAAUUGGCAGUGGAAUAAAAGCGUAAGACUGUCAGAUAUUGAUAUCAGAAAUCAGCUGUAUAUGUUUUUUAAAACAAGUAAAAAUUGAAUCAUAUACCGCGAAAAGUUUUAAAUUGAAAAUGUUUUAAUUUUAUGCUAAGAAAAUGUCUGCUUCUCUAAAUAUUUCAUCUUCAAAGUUUAUACCGCAUAAAGUUGAUGCGGAACAAAAGAUUAAAGCAAAGAAAGCGGCAUAUGCCUUGUUAAACCAUGUAAAGAAUGGAUCACCAAAAAUAAAAAACUUGAUACGGGAACAAUGUAAACUUCGAAUUAAACAAUCUCGCCUGGAAAGGUUUGAACAGUCAAGAAUGUUGAAUUCUAAGCAUAAGAUGCUGCUUACUGAUUUGUUGCGAUUGGAGGUUGCUGAAAUAGAAAAAGACAUAGAAAUGCAAGAUCUAAUUUUCAAAGAAAUAUUAGAAGAAGCUGAAAAUUGGUUUAUUGAAGAGCUAGGAAAUCAACUUAAUAAUCAAGAAAAAUAUCUAGUGGAAAUUAAUGAACAAUUUGUUGCUUUUUGUCCAAUAUGUGAAAAGUCCCAGUUGGAGUUACGUAAAGACGAGCUUAAAUGCAGUUGUGGAAUCAGUUUUUCGUAUCGCAAAUCAUUGGAGAAUUUUGUGAGUGAAGUUCAUGAUAUAAUACACACACAUGAAUUACAAUGCGAAAAAAUGUUAAGCUUUUACGUGGAACCAGCUAAUUCUGAAGAAAGUUUGAGACCUUUAACCUGUAUAUGUUUUGAUUGUGAUUAUUUUAGAGUUUUGAGUUAAAUUAGAAUACAAUUUUUUUAUUUAUAUAUUGUA